This is a messenger RNA of Acipenser ruthenus (sterlet), 3506 nucleotides long. Its product is annotated as zinc finger protein 189-like. The coding region runs from base 165 to 1034 and encodes 289 amino acids. Gene Ontology annotation, biological process: regulation of transcription by RNA polymerase II. NCBI's taxonomy places the organism in Eukaryota, Metazoa, Chordata, Actinopteri, Acipenseriformes, Acipenseridae. The record is from RefSeq and is a predicted model, not a curated record. The transcript is spliced from 2 exons. Gene Ontology annotation, molecular function: RNA polymerase II cis-regulatory region sequence-specific DNA binding; DNA-binding transcription factor activity.
CGGAAGUAAUCAUCUUAUUGUUGCUUAUUGUUGCUAGCUUCACAGAACUCUUAUUGUUGCUAGCUUCACAGAACUUUGAGCUGCUUGGAGAAAACAGAAGGAAAAGAAGAUAGAGAAAGAAAGAGAGCGGACUGCCUUAUCUUGGUGAAAGCCAAUGAACAAAGAUGGAGUCUGUUUACAUUAAACAGGAGGAGGUUCAGGAAUUGGUACCUGUCUGCAUUAAACAGGAGAUGCCUGAACUGGAUCCUGUCCACAUUAAAGAAGAGGAAACUGAACUGGAGCCUGUCCACAUUAAAGAGGAGGAGACUGAACUGGAGCCUGUCCACAUUAAAGAAGAGACUGAACUGGAGCCUGUUCACAUUAAAGAAGAGAUUGAACUGGAGCCUGUCCACAUUAAAGAAGAAGAGACUGAACUGGAGCCUGUCCACGUUAAAGAAGAGGAGACUGAACUGGAGCCUGUCCAUAUGGAAGAAGAGGAGACUGAACUGGAGCCUGUCCACAUUAAAGAGGAAGAGACUGAACUGGAGCCUGUCCACAUUAAAGAAGAAGAGACUGAACUGGAGUCUGUCCACAUUAAAGAAGAGGAGACUGAACUGGAUCCUGUCCACAUUAAAGAAGAGGAGACUGAACUGCAGCCUGUCUACAUUGACGAGGAGUCUAUUGACUUUUUUAAGGAUUCAGAAAGCAUAUCCCGGCCAGAGAUAUCAUAUCAAUGUACUGAAUGUGAGAAGAGCUUCAGUCGGUUAGUAAGUCUACAAACACACCAGCUAAUUCACACUGAAGAGAAGCUGUAUCACUGUAAUGAAUGUGGAAAGAGCUUCAGUCUGUCAGGAAACCUAAAGGCACACCAGCGCAUUCACACGGGAGAGAAGCCAUAUAAGUGUACUGAAUGUGGAAAGAGCUUUAGUCAGUUAGGCAAUCUAAAACGACACCAGCGAAUUCACACUGGAGAGAAGCCGUAUCACUGUACUGAAUGCUGGAAGAGCUUCAGACGGUUAGGAGUCCUUAAAACACACCAGCGAAUUCACACUUGAGCCAGCCUCCCUGACUCCCUCCCAGUCCCUCACCUCUCCACCCUGCUUGUUUGAGUGUGUGGCAGUGCUCGAAUUAUGGGACAAUAAGUAGGGGACCCUAAAAUGUGAGCCUGAAGUGACUGUUAGCACAACCAAUCAAUGUUUCCCUCACAGACUUCACAAGCAUAUACGAACUCCAGUAUGUAAUCACAAUAUUCCAGGACACACUAUUGAUACAAAAUCAACAUGUUUGUUUUUUCUUUAAGGAAACAAAGCGAGUCAACACAGUACUUAUUGUAUUACUAAUUACCAUUGACUUAAAUUAAUAUAGGCACAGCACGGUGGAGUAGUGGUGAGCGCUGCUGCCUCACAGCGCCAGGGUCCUGGGUUUCCAAUCCGGCCUAGGGUACUGUCUGUGUUGAGUUUGCAUGUUCUCCCCAUGUUCGCCUUGCGCCCUGUGUAUGCCAGGUUAGGCUCUGGCAACCCUGUAAAGGAAUAAGCGGUUAAUGAUAAUGGAUGGAUUAAAUUAAUAUCUUAUUUUUUGUCUUGGUCAUAUCCGGUCCAACUCAUGAUGUAUAAUGAAAACGACACAAAAAAACUAGAUGGGAGAAAUGAAAAAGAAAAAAUAAAAGCCUGAUGCUGUUGAGCAGAGAUCCUUAAUCGCAGAAUCUCCCAAACAUACAAAAAGCCAGGUUAGAAAAAUUAGAUCAUCUUUUAUAUUAAAAAAAACAUGAUAUAUUUGUUAAAAUAAAUUUAAGGUUGCAGUUGAAAAUCACAAGUGUCAAGAAAUGUGACAUUCAGGCACGGAACCUUAACUCGCCCCUAUUAUGCCUAUGCGUCACAUCAGAUAUGAUGUCAUAAAUGACAUCAGUAAUGACAUGAAUGUUGUCAUAUCUAAUCACAGGACAACCGCUCUACCAAGACUGCCUAGAAGAACAUUACACAAGGAAACAAUGUGUCUGUGCUGGACUGCAGCUAUCAUGCUUUGUAUGAAAACCACUCUGCCAGUGUAAACACAAUCAUAGAACAAGAUACUUUCAUUGCUCUCACUGUCACUCGGGUCACUAUUUGCACUAUUGUCUGUAGACGUAAUAUAGGUGUUGCAUAAUUACUGCUGUUACUUCCAAUGCAAAACUAGGCACACUUGCCACUAUGCAAAUACUGAAUACUUAAUGCCGAUGCUGGUGCUCCCUCUGUACUUGUCCUCCUUGUCCUAACAGCUGCUUUCUGCAUAGAUCAUUGCAUUCUUCUUGACCGCCUUCAGAAGUAUGCUGGGAUCUCUGGAACCUGUCUCUCCUGGAUGUCCUCUUACCUAUCCGGACCAUUGCAGUCUGUUGUCUAUGCUGGUGUCCCCCAAGGAUCUGCUCUUGGGCCUCGUCUCUUCAAUAUCUACAUGCUUCUCUUGGGUCACCUCAUCUGCCAACACAGCCUCAUGUUUCACUCCUAUGCUGACGACACCCAGCUCUACUUAAAACUCGACCCUGGAAGCCCCUUUGCCAUGGUGCGGCUCUCGGCUUGCAUUCAAGACAUUGAGGCCUGGAUGUCUGCCAAUUUUCUUCAGCUGAACACUAGCAAAUCUGAACUCCUUCUAGUAGGAUAUAAAACCCAACUUAAGAAUCUCAAUAUAGCUGCCCUGAACCUCGGAAACUGUCUGCUGCUGCCUUCCCCCACUGUACGAAGCCUUGGUGUGCUUCUUGACAGUAACCUCUCAUUUGAUGCUCACAUCUCCUCCGUGGUCAAAUCUUCCUUCUACCAUCUAUGAAACAUCUCCAAAGCCUGUCUCUACCUUUCCCUCCUGAAUGCGGAGAUACUUUGUCAUGCAUUUGUCUCCUCUUGACUUGACUACUGCAACUCUCUCUAUGGUGCUCUCCCAGCACACACCAUAAGCUAACUGCAGCUAGUUCAGAAUGCCGCUGCCAGGAUCCUUACCAGAUGUAAAAAACAUGAACACAUCACCCCUCGUCUUGCCCAGCUGCACUGGCUACCUGUAAAGUUCAGGAUUACUUUCAAAACUCUCCUGCUCACCUGCAAUGCCCUUCAUCACACAGGUCCUGAGUACCUCCUCAACUUGCUGUCCCUCUAUGACCCUGCCCGCAAGCUGUACACCACACUUGGAGAACGCUUGUUUAGCUUCAUGGCUCAGACUCUUUGGAACUCUUUCCCAGCUUUGGUGCUUUAAAUCAACUCUGAAGACCCACCUGUUCUCUCUUGCUUUCCAUGCUCUUUAAGCCUGAUAUCUGCUAUUAGCUGAUGUGUUGUUGCUAAUAUAUCAUGUAUUAUGCAUUUUUCAAUGUAUUUAAUGUAUUAUGCUUUUUUGUACUGUAUUUCAUGUAUUAUGCAUUGUUUUUUUACUGUAUCAUGCAUUAUGCAUUUCUCUGUAUUUAAAGUAUUAUGGAUUUGCUUGCUGUUACUGCAUCUUGUAAAGCACUUUGUGAUGGUGGUCCACUAUGUAAGGUGCUAUAUAAAAUAAAGAUUGAUUGAUUGAUUGAUUGA